Messenger RNA from Macadamia integrifolia, 1684 nucleotides. Its product is annotated as E3 ubiquitin-protein ligase RNF144A-like. NCBI's taxonomy places the organism in Eukaryota, Viridiplantae, Streptophyta, Magnoliopsida, Proteales, Proteaceae. Gene Ontology annotation, cellular component: cytoplasm; ubiquitin ligase complex. The transcript is spliced from 3 exons. Bases 364 to 1446 code for a protein of 360 amino acids. The record is from RefSeq and is a predicted model, not a curated record. Gene Ontology annotation, molecular function: zinc ion binding; ubiquitin protein ligase activity; ubiquitin conjugating enzyme binding. Gene Ontology annotation, biological process: protein polyubiquitination; positive regulation of proteasomal ubiquitin-dependent protein catabolic process; ubiquitin-dependent protein catabolic process.
UUCGUUUGUAUUGUACCACCGGGCCCCACAAAACCGCCGUGCUAAGGAUCCAUGGAUCCACUCGCUUCCCAGUUGCCACUGGAAAUUCGGAACUUCUCUGUCCUCGCCGAUUCAAUUCCCGAAAACCUCGUAUUCUGCGAGGCUAAGUUCAAACUUCAAACCUUUCAAGAGAUACUUUGCGUUUGAUCAUUUUAAACUACCAAUAUUUCACGGCAAUGGCGAGUUCUGAACCUUAGAAGAGCUGGUCUAUUGGAUCUGUUGAUCCCCAAUUGGGUGCGGAGAAAUUCGAUCCUUUCAAUUGUUCAAUUGGAUCUCCUCGACUUGAACUUUCCCUCAGGUGUUUUUUCAAUUUAUGCCAAAACGAUGAUGGACCAACAUGCUCAAGAGAACAAAGCAUGUAGAGGCCGAAAAAUGAAGAAACAAUGUGAGAGCAGCAAAGAGCCGCUGGGAGAUGGUGAUGUAAGGCCUAUAGAGAUAAUUGAUAUUGAAAAGGCUAUAGAAGUAAUUGAUAUUGAAAAUGUUCUCCUUUACACUCCCAUCUCACUGAGAGGACGUGACAAGAAGGAUCCAAUCUUGGUUGAGCAAUACGCAGAAGACAGAGAACUUCAACAAGCAAUCCACACCUCAAUCCUUCAAGAUAGAUCAAUUAUUGACCUCUCAGAUGGAGAUGGAGACGAAGUUGAGGAAAUAACGCCCAAUAGAGUAUUAAGGUUUCGAAAGACAGCCUUUCCAAAUCCUUCAGUGACUGAAAUUGGACAAUCUUCCAAGUCAAAUUCUUCCAUGACUGAAACUGGGGAAACUUCCAGCUCAAAUGAUCCAACAUUUGUCUGCGAAAUCUGUGUCGAGCAGAAAUCACAGAGUGAGUUGUUUAACAUAAAGGGCUGCACACACUCUUACUGUUCAGAGUGCAUGGUCAGGUACGUGGCCUCAAAGAUUCAAGAGAACAUAACAUCGAUCCAAUGUCCUGAAUCGAAUUGUAAAGGAGUGUUGGAACCUGAGUUCUGUCAGUCCAUUCUUCCUCCUGAGGUGUUUGACCGCUGGGGAAGUGCUCUAUGUGAGUCUCUUUUUCUUGGAUCACCGAAACUUUACUGCCCCUACAAGGACUGUUCAGCACUGCUUCUAGAUGAUGGAGGGGUAGUUGUGGAGGAAUCAGAAUGUCCAAAUUGUCGUAGAUUGUUUUGUGCACAAUGUAAGGUACCUUGGCAUUCUGGGAUUGUCUGUAAGGAGUUCCAGAAAUUAAAUGAGAAUGAGAGAGCGAGAGAAGACAUCAUGUUAAUGCAGCUUGCAAAACAACAAAAAUGGCAGAGGUGUCCUAAGUGCAAAGUAGUAGUUGAGAGGAUUGAUGGUUGCUUGUAUAUGAAAUGCAGGUGCGGUUAUGCUUUCUGUUACAACUGUGGGGCUCAAAUGAUUGGUAACAACCAUUACUGUACCAUUUGUCGGCAUUAAUCUUCAGAAACAAUCUAGGUAUCUUUUCCCAUCAAAAUUGAUGGUUAACCGUGGAGUCAUUUAUCUUUUUGACAUGUAUAGAUUUCUAAAUUCAAGGGAAGACUAACAUAGAUGACAUUGGUUUAUGCUGUGGAUGAUGGAGGAUUCUGGAAAGUAAAUAUUGUGAAGCAAUUUGAGAUUUUACUGUUAUGAAAACAUCACUCUUUUUGGCAAUUUCUAUGAAUUUGUUUUUUAAUUA